UUGAGAGCAAUGGAUUGCCAUGAAUGACAGAAGGCAGCAGAGUUCUGGUUGGGAGGGAAAGUGAAGGCUGCCCCCUACUCCCAAAACCUCUCCAGGAUGGCCAGAGCAAAGCUGAAGAAGUCGCCGUCCGACAGCAAUGCCCACCAGAAAACCAUCCCACCCCUGGCAACGAUAGAGGAUGUCCCAGGGGUCAGCCCCCUGUUGCCCGCCCGAAGGAUGGGAUCCUUAGGGAGCGAAACUGGACACAGGCCACAUAUUGAAGAUUUCAGCAUGGAUUCUUCCCUCUCGCAGGUGCAAGUGGAGUUUUAUGUGAAUGAAAACACAUUUAAGGAGCGUCUCAAGCUAUUCUUCAUCAAAAACCAAAGAUCAAGUCUGAGGAUCCGUCUCUUCAACUUCUCCCUAAAGCUUCUUACCUGCCUUCUUUAUAUCGUCCGCGUUCUGCUUGACGACCCAGAACGGAUAGGGUGUUGGGAAUGUGAAAAACACAAUUAUUCAACCUUCAACCAGUCGUCUACAAUAAUUAAUUGGGAUCCGAUCGUGUGGGUGGACCGGAACAAACCGUUAUGGGCGAUACAAGUCAGCGUAGCAAUAAUUAGCUUCCUCGAGACAAUGCUACUGAUCUAUCUCAGCUACAAGGGAAACAUUUGGGAGCAGGUCUUCCGUGUGUCCUUCAUCCUUGAAAUGAUCAACACUGUGCCCUUCAUCAUCACAAUAUUUUGGUCGCCUCUACGCAACUUAUUUAUUCCCGUUUUCCUGAAUUGCUGGCUGGCAAAGCACGCUUUGGAAAACAUGAUUAAUGAUCUACACCGAGCGAUACAAAGAACCCAAUCUGCUAUGUUCAACCAGGUGCUCAUUUUGAUUUGCACCCUGCUGUGUCUUGUUUUCACUGGAACUUGUGGCAUCCAGCACUUAGAAAGAGCUGGUGAAAACCUGUCCCUCUUCAAGUCGUUUUAUUUCUGCAUUGUCACCUUCUCCACGGUGGGCUACGGCGAUGUCACACCCAAGAUUUGGCCGUCCCAGCUGUUAGUGGUGAUUAUGAUAUGCGUGGCCCUGGUGGUAUUACCGCUGCAGUUUGAAGAACUCGUCUACCUGUGGAUGGAGCGGCAGAAAUCCGGAGGGAACUACAGUCGCCACCGGGCACAGACAGAGAAGCACGUGGUCCUCUGUGUCAGCUCCCUCAAGAUUGACCUGCUCAUGGACUUCCUCAAUGAAUUCUACGCUCACCCUAGACUGCAGGAUUAUUAUGUGGUUAUCCUUUGUCCGACAGAGAUGGAUAUUCAGGUGCGACGGGUCCUUCAGAUCCCACUAUGGUCUCAGCGUGUGAUCUAUCUCCAGGGAUCUGCCCUGAAAGAUCAGGAUCUCAUGAGAGCAAAGAUGGACAACGGAGAAGCCUGCUUCAUUCUGAGCAGCCGGAAUGAGGUGGACCGCACGGCUGCUGAUCACCAGACGAUUCUCAGGGCUUGGGCGGUGAAAGACUUUGCUCCAAACUGUCCCCUCUACGUCCAGAUCUUGAAGCCGGAGAAUAAGUUCCAUGUAAAAUUUGCUGAUCAUGUGGUUUGCGAAGAGGAAUGCAAGUACGCCAUGCUGGCUCUGAACUGUGUCUGCCCGGCCACCUCAACGCUCAUCACUCUCCUCGUUCACACUUCCAGAGGACAAGAGGGACAGGAAUCUCCCGAGCAGUGGCAAAGGAUGUACGGCCGCUGCUCAGGCAACGAGGUCUACCACAUCCGUAUGGGCGACAGCAAGUUCUUCAUGGAGUACGAGGGGAAGAGCUUCACCUAUGCAUCCUUCCAUGCCCACAAAAAGUAUGGUGUCUGUUUGAUGGGGGUGAGGAGGGAGGAGAACAAGAGCAUCCUGCUCAACCCUGGACCACGACACAUCAUGACAGCUUCGGACACUUGCUUCUACAUCAACAUCACGAAGGAGGAGAACUCAGCUUUCAUAUUCAAGCAGGAAGAGAAGCAAAAAAAGAAAGGAUUUGCGGGCAGAGGCAUCUAUGAUGGGCCCUCAAGGUUGCCAGUCCACAGCAUCAUUGCUAGCAUGGGCACGGUAGCCAUGGACCUUCAGAACACCGAGUGCCACCCCAUCAGCAACAGCAAGCUCACCCUGCCCGCGGAGAACGGCUCUGGCAAGAGGAGGCCCAGCAUUGCCCCAGUCCUGGAGGUGGCCGACAGUUGUUCCCUCUUACCAUGUGACAUGCUCAGCGACCAAUCAGAGGACGAGAUGACUCAGUCAGACGACGAAGGCCUUACUGUUGUAGAGUACGUGAAAGGUUACCCUCCUAACUCUCCCUACAUUGGAAGUUCUCCAACGUUAUGCCACCUUUUGCCCGUUAAAGCACCAUUCUGCUGCUUGCGCUUGGAUAAGGGCUGCAAGCACAACAGCUAUGAAGACGCCAAGGCCUACGGCUUUAAGAACAAGUUGAUCAUUGUGUCGGCGGAGACAGCUGGGAACGGCUUGUAUAACUUCAUCGUCCCUCUCCGUGCGUACUAUCGGUCACGCAAAGAGUUAAACCCCAUCGUGCUGUUAUUGGAUAAUAAGCCUGACCACCACUUUCUGGAAGCCAUUUGCUGCUUCCCAAUGGUCUAUUAUAUGGAAGGCACAAUCGAUAACCUGGACAGUUUGCUGCAGUGCGGGAUCAUUUAUGCCGACAAUUUGGUGGUGGUGGACAAGGAGAGCACCAUGAGCGCAGAGGAGGAUUACAUGGCUGACGCCAAGACCAUCGUCAAUGUCCAAACCAUGUUCAGGCUUUUCCCAAGCCUGAGCAUCAUUACAGAGCUGACACAUCCAUCCAACAUGAGGUUCAUGCAGUUUCGGGCCAAGGACAGCUACUCGUUGGCCCUUUCGAAGCUAGAAAAGAAAGAGCGAGAGAAUGGCUCCAACUUGGCCUUCAUGUUCCGGCUCCCAUUUGCCGCUGGCAGAGUUUUCAGUAUCAGCAUGUUGGACACGCUGCUUUACCAGUCGUUUGUGAAGGAUUACAUGAUCACCAUCACAAGAUUGCUUCUAGGCCUUGACACCACCCCAGGUUCUGGCUACCUCUGUGCAAUGAAAAUCACUGAAAAUGACCUGUGGAUCCGAACGUACGGGCGUCUCUUCCAGAAGCUGUGCUCUUCUAGUGCUGAAAUCCCCAUCGGCAUCUAUAGGACUGAGUCUCACAUGUUUUCUACUCCUCAUGACACCAGAACCCAAUCACAGAUUUCAAUCAAUGUGGAAGACUGCGAGGACACCAAAGAGGUGAAGGAGUACUGGAACGCCAAAACGAAUCACCACCGAAACUCGUAUUCCACUGACCCGACGGAGCACCCGUUGCUUCGGCGUAAGAGCAUGCAGUGGGCGCGCAGGCUGAGCCGGAAAGGGAACCACAAGCCCACGGCCAAAACCGCCGAGUGGAUCAACCAGCAGAGGUUGAGCCUUUACCGGCGGUCGGAGCGGCAGGAGCUGUCAGAGCUGGUGAAGAACCGGAUGAAACAUCUGGGCUUGCCCACGGCAGGGUACGAGGAUGUAGCAAAUUUAACAGCCUGUGAUGUGAUGAAUCGGGUAAACCUUGGAUAUUUGCAAGAUGAAAUGAACGACCACCAGAACACAUUGUCCUAUGUCCUCAUCAACCCUCCUCCUGACACACGGCUGGAACUCAACGACAUCGUGUAUUUAAUACGACCUGAUCCCUUAGCUCACGUGGAAAAUGAAGCUCACAGUCGAAAGAGCAGCUGCAGUAACAAACUGGACCCUUGUAGCCCUGAAACAAGAGACGAGACACAGCUCUGA
Elgaria multicarinata webbii is the source of this 3765-nucleotide messenger RNA. RefSeq names its product potassium sodium-activated channel subfamily T member 1 (gene KCNT1). The transcript has 32 exons. Lineage: Eukaryota; Metazoa; Chordata; Lepidosauria; Squamata; Anguidae. The coding region runs from base 97 to 3765 and encodes 1222 amino acids. Gene Ontology annotation, cellular component: plasma membrane. Gene Ontology annotation, biological process: potassium ion transmembrane transport. Gene Ontology annotation, molecular function: intracellular sodium-activated potassium channel activity; outward rectifier potassium channel activity. The record is from RefSeq and is a predicted model, not a curated record.